AAAUAACUACCGGUAUAAAUCUAAAAAUCAUAUCAAGUAUUUAGUUAGUGUAAUAUUUCGUAAAAACAAUGGAGUCCCCAGUGGUUACCGUAACAGAAGGUCAGCUAAGAGGUUAUCGCAGGAAAAAUUUAGAUGGAAAAGAGUUCUAUGCAUUUUUAGGAGUUCCUUAUGCUAAACCACCUGUUGGGAAGUUGCGAUUCCAGGCACCGGAACCUGUUGAAGAAUGGAAUGGUAUUAGAGAUGCCACAAAAGAUGGACAGCCUAGCUACCAAUGGGAUGACAUUAACAAUAAAAUUAUUGGUUCUGAAGACUGUCUACACCUAGGUAUCCACACAAAAAAACUUCCAUCUGAAGACUCUUUUCUUAGACCAGUAAUGGUGUGGAUACAUGGUGGAGGAUUCGCCUUUGGUUCAAACAGUUCGACUGAAAGUGGACCCGAAUACCUGAUGCUUGAAGACAUAGUAUUGGUAUCUGUUAAUUAUCGUCUAGGAUUCUUAGGUUGUCUGCAUUUUGAAGAUACAUCCUUGAAGGUGCCCGGCAACGCAUCACUGAAAGACCAAUUGUUAGCUUUGAGAUGGGUUCAAAAGAAUAUUCAUAAUUUUAACGGUGAUCCUAACAAUGUCACAAUUUUUGGGGAAAGCGCUGGAGGUGCUAGUGUUCAUUAUCAUAUGCUAAAUCCGUCAUCCAAAGGCAUGUUUCAUAAAGCCAUUCUACAAAGCGGUUGCACCUUUUGUCCUUGGGCGAGAGUGACGGAACAAAACGUUGGCCUUAAAUUCGCCCAAAUUGUUGAUCAAAACAUUCAAAAUGAAAAAGGAGCACUAGAGAUAUUACGAAGUUUGACCGCUACAGAACUACUUGAGGCACAACGAAAGUUUAUUGCAAAAUAUGGAAGACAACUUAAAAUAGCUCCUAAAAUAGAAAAGCCCAACGAAUCAGCUUUUAUAACAUCUUUAUCCCAAGAUCUAAUAGUUAAGGGUCAGUAUAACAAGGUUCCAUUAAUGAUCGGUUAUAAUACUAUGGAGGGAAUAUUAUAUGGAAUCUAUCAACAAAGAGAAACAAAACAAGGACUAAAACCAGAUUAUUUCAAUCUCGACAAGUACGUACACCCACAUAUGGCGAUAGGAAAUAAUGACCCUAAGAGGGAGUUGAUUAAAGAGAAGCUCAGGAAGUUUUACUUUACGGGAAACACAGUUGAAAUGGCAAAUUAUCUGGUGGCCACCGAUGGUACCUAUACAGCCCCAAUAGUUGGAACUGCUAAACUUCAUGCGAAAAUUCAAACCGAACCUGUUUAUUUAUAUAGUAUGAGUCUGGAUGCUGGACUAAAUUUCCUGAAACGUUCCAACGGUUUCUCUAAUAUACCAGGUGCUUGCCACGCUGAUGAUCUAGGAUAUUUGUUCCAAAUACCGCUUACGAUCCCAAACAUAUACAGAGGAGAAACGGAACUUAAAGCAAUUAGAAGAUUUGUUAAAUUAUGGACUAAUUUUGCCAAAUUCGGCAACCCAACUCCUCAAGGAAACGAUUUAAAUAUAACCUGGAAUCCACUUAACCAAGAAGAAGUAAAUUACUUAGAUAUUGGAGAAGAACUAACGAUGAAGAGCAAUCCCGAGCCGGAAAGGUUAAAAUUAUGGAAGGAAAUAUUUCAGCUUAGUCCAUAUACUGAGUAUUACCUACAAUAAAGUAGAUAUAAGUUAAAACAUUGGAUAACCAUAUUAGGAAAUCUUAUAAAUACUUAAUAUAAUUAUUUAAAAAUAAAAUA
Molecule: messenger RNA, 1756 nt
Organism: Diabrotica balteata
Lineage: Eukaryota; Metazoa; Arthropoda; Insecta; Coleoptera; Chrysomelidae
Source: the annotation of a GenBank genome assembly